CCUCCUUCGUGUCCUUGCUGGGUGCGUGUGAGUGCGUGUGUCUGUGUGUUUUGCGUGUCUGCCAAGGGGAGAAGGGGAAGGGGGGGCUGGAAACCGGAGAGCGGGCUUCCGAGGUUUCCAGGCAGAGCUCCCGGCUCCCUUCCUGGUCCUCCCUCCUCCUCUCCUUCCCUCUUUCUUCCUCUCUCUCUCCCUCCGCAUUGCCUUUCCACGCGCGAUGGGUGUCUGCUGGGCAAAGCAGAGCCAAGCCCCGGGCUAAAGGAAGGGAAGGCAACGCUCUCGUCCUUGAACCUGUCAAGCCGGGCUCCAUUCCUCCUCUCCCACCUUCCCCCCUUCCUUCCCUCCUUUCUUUCCCCCCCUCCCUUGGAUGUGGAGCAGAGCCUCAGUGCGGAUCUCCCGGGACAGAUGCGCGUCUGAUGGAGGAAUCCGGACGGAGGGUCAUCCCUUUCCUCGUCGAGGAUCUAAAUCGGUGACCCAUCCGCCUUGGAAAGAAGGAAGGAGAGGAAACCGGAGCCAGGAGAGAGAAAGGCAGAGCGAUAGCGAGAGACGGACAAGGACCAUUGCACAGAUAACAAGCACCAGCCAUGCAGUCCUUUCGCGAAAGGUGUGGUUUCCAUGGCAACCCGCCGAACUACCAACCGACUCCUUCGUCUUCAUCGUCCUCGUCCUCGUCGUCGCAGGAUUCAUCCUCACGCCUGGAGAAUUACAGGCAUCAAAGCCAGGCUGGGCCGCACUGCGAGCGUCAAAGGAUGGUGGCCAAGGAGUACUACGGCCAGCCCCAGCAGGCCCCCUUGCCGUACCCAGGAUACGGGGAGAACAGCGCCGUGGACAAAUAUCACCGGGGGAAUAAGCCACUGCGGGGCACGCCGCUUCCCAGUAGGCCACCAUCCUACCCCAACUAUACCAUCCAAGAGAAUAGCCCUUACCCGGCUCGCUAUUCCGGAGAGGAGGGCUUGCAAGCUUGGGGUUCACCUCAGCAGCAACCUCCACCACCACCACCGCCAUUGCCCGGCGGGGUGGCCAAAUACGAGGAAAACAUGAUGAAAAAGACGGGGAGUAGGCAAUACCAUGAGCCGGCCCCUCAGCUCCCGUUCCGGACUCAUUCCUUGCACCUCCCGCAGCCGCAACCGCCUGCGAUGACGUACCCCAAGCUCCCGAGGCAGAAGAUUCCAAAUGAUGUGGCUUCCCCAAUGCCGUUUCCACAAGGGACGCACUUCACCCAGCAUUCCCAGUCGUUUCCGGCCUCCUCUACGUACACAUCUGUGCAAAGUGGGAACCAAGCGGUUCACCCAUACAAAAGUUGUAGCACACCCUCGGCCCCGCCACCGCCACCGCCGCCGCCUCCUCACGAAAGGGGCCUUGCAAAUGCAGCAAAUCUGUCCUCUGGGCAACGAGUUCAGAGCUUACAUGGCUACCAGCAGAACCGAAUUGCUUAUGACCAACAACAGCAGCAACAGCAGCAACAACAGCAGCAGCAGCAACAACAGCAGCAGCAACAAUCCAUGCAAGGAAGACAUCAUCCUCAGGAGGCCCUUCAUUAUCAAAACCUAGCAAAAUAUCAACAUUAUAACCCACCAGGACAGGGCUACUGCCAAGCCGAUCCACCUGUGAGGACACCGGACCAGUAUUACCAAACGUUCAGUCCUGGUUCUGGACACUCUCCGGCUCGUUCAGUUGGCCGAUCACCAUCCUACAGUUCGACUCCUUCCCCCUUGAUGCCUAACUUGGAGAACUUCCAAUACACCCAACAGUCUUUGAGUACCGGAGCGUUUCCGACUAGCCUUGCCGACCACAGCCCUUUCAUGCCUUUGUUGAACCCUUCGCCAACCGACGGGGCAAGUCCAGAUACUCAGACACCCGGGAACUGCAAGAACAUGCCAAAGGAAAAAAUGGCUGAGAACCUGCUGUCUGAUCUGAGUCUUCAGAGCCUUACGGCACUCACCUCACAAGUCGAAAACAUUUCCAACACUGUCCAGCAGCUUCUACUUUCCAAAUCCACAGGGAUGUCCCAAAAGAAAGGGAUCAAAAGUUCACCCAGGACACCUGAACAGCUCAAGGGUCAGCACUGCAGCCCCGAAGGUAAUAAUUACUCAACUGAGCAAGCGGGGACUCCCCACUCUGAUCCUCUGAGCACCCCGCAGUCAGUCCAUACUGAAACCCAGGAUGCUGAUUACCUGAGUGGAUCUGAGGAACAACUGGAAAGGGGUUUCCUGUACUGUAAUCAAAGCCGCAGCCCGGCCCGUGCCAACAACAAUGCCAAGGCAAAGCCCGAGUCCAUCUCUACGUGCUCCGUUACUUCGCCAGACAACAUGUCAACUAAAUCUGAUGAUUCCUUCCAGAGCAUCCACGCCAGCCUCCCACUGGAGACCUUCAGCAAGUUUGUAGCCAACGACCGGGACGGUCCCAGACUUCUCCUCAGUGCCCUUUCUCAAGAGGAGCUUGCCUCUGAAAUCAUUGGCUUGCAAGAUGCUAUCAACGAAAAAGCCGACAAAGGCUGGUCCAAUUCCCCUGCGCCAAACAAAGACCCCAAUAAAUCCCCCUUCCACUUGGAGAACCACAGGACCUGCCUGGAUUCCAUGGUCAAAAGCCCAUGGUCCAAUCCGGGGGAAUCCAAUACCAUCACCGAACCCUUGAAGAUGGACAAAGCCUUGGGAGGAAAUAAUGGGAAGAGUUUUACUGAAGAGGUGUAUGAGAACCCCCAGGUGGCAUUUCCAACCACAGAGUCAAAGAAUUCCCUUAAAACUACCAGUCCAGUUGGGUAUGACUCCAAAACCAACAUCCCAGUGGCCACCUCUAGCUCUGAGGCAGCCAAUUUCAGCUGCUAUUCGAAUACUACGGCCAAUUCGAUCAGUUCUGAAAAUGCCAUUGAGAAUUUUGAUUGGCCAGACGAAAACCUCAGUGACACGUGGAAAGAACUUGGGUCGAGCCUUCAAGCAUCAGAUCUUUCCAAGGCCUUGUUCUCCACCAAAUUGAGUGAGAAUUCUGAGGAGAAAAAAAGUGUAUGCUGCUUGAACCUUUGUGAUACAGAAGAUCCAGCUGAACCUGAGCAACUGGCAGCCUUCCCUCAACAACAAGAACAGCAACAACCACAACAGCAACAGCAACAAGAGGCAAACAAGGGAGAGAACCCAACAUAUGAAGAGGCCACCAGAGCAGACAGUGAGCGAUGGCUAGAAGACACCACCAGGCAGUCAUGUUCUGGUGGAGACUUCAGCGAACUCCCAAUGAUGUCCUCUCCAGACCUUAAAGAAUCUGAUUUGGAACCAGAAGAAUAUUCCUCUUUAUGUGAACUCGCCAGUUCUGAGCAAAAGACUUUGACCUACGAUGCGUUCACACCUAAGCAGGCAGAGAACGCUCCAACUCUUUCCCUCCAAGACACACCGGGUUCAGCAGAGGAGAUGGCAAACGCUGUCGAAAAAGAAAACGCUGUUCCUUCUUCACAUCUCUCUGACCAAUCCGUUAUCCUCUUGGGACCAACUGUGGGAACAGAGACAAAAGUGAAGAAUUGGUUUGAAUCUUCUCUCCAUCACUUAAAGCCUGAGGAAGAAACACUGGGAGUUAACAAUGCCCUUCCCAACAAGGCAGACGCACCAGUUGCCUUGCCGGAGAAAAAGCAGGUCUCCCCAGAAAAAACACCGAUCAUAUCCGAACCAACAUCUAGAGGCAAGAGCCUUCGCAGUAAAAAGGUCUACUCCAGGCUCUCGGGAGGAGAAGAACCUAUCCAACCGAUAUCAAGCCCUUGUACGGGCAUCCAAGCAGCUGACAUGGUGGCCAACGCAUGCUCUGGUCCAAAUAAUCUCAUUGAAAUGCCAAGUAAGACUACUCAUGGUCCAACACCCCGGUCUCCAGCAGAAGGCUUCCCAGCUAGGAUGUGUACCCGCUCCUUUACUGCGCUGACCGACCCUAAGUUGCCUGACCCACUUGAAGGUGCAAAAGCUUCCACCCUUCAAGAGAAGCUGGGCAAGAAGCCACCCUAUGUCAUCAAACAGAGAGCCACUUUCAAAGCAAGAAAGCCAAAUGGCAAGCCCAGUAAUCUGUCUCCUCCCUUGGUCCCGAAUUUUGUACAGAACGAAGACCCUGCUGGUCAUAAGCUCAAAGAAGCCAGCCCUUCGGAAGCAGAAGGAAAGGAUCAACAGUCCAUGAUUCUUCGCUCCAGAACCCGGUCCCAGGAGGUCUUUGACGGGAAGAAGAAGAAAGAGAAGGGCACCGUGGAUCCUGAACUCAAAAAUUCUAAACCGUCCAAGAAAGUUUUCCCAAACCACCAUUUGCUUGGUUCCUUCAAGAUGAACCCCCAAAUUAGGUCUGAGAGGGAAAGCAAGCUGGGCAAGAAGGUGAAGCUCUCCAAACCCCGGCUUGACAUGGGAAGCAAGGUCUCCCUGAAAAGGAAGUCCACCUUCCUCCCUCCGGUUCCGGCCAAAAAACGGAAUCUGGUUCUGAGGAGCAACCGCGGCACUGUAAAGGAGGAGAAGCCAGAAGCGGCACCCAUCCUGUUCAAGAGGAUGCCAUCAGCCAAAAAGGCCAAAAUGAAGCUGUCUCCCAAGAACUCCUGCGAAGGUGCGCUCAAGUCCCUCCCGGCCAAGGAGAACGCCGCCGUCUGCCUCAAGAUCAGCUCCAGAGCCGCCUUCCAGGGAGCCAUGAAGACCAAAGUGCUUCCUCCCAGGAAAGGCCGGGGCUUGAAGCUGGAAGCCAUCGUGCAGAAGAUCACCUCCCCCAAUCUGAAAAAGUUUGCCUGCAGAACAGCGGCGGCAGCGGCGGCUGCCAUCACCGCCGCCUCCCACGGUAAUCCGCUCAGCCCUUCCCCGCUGCCGGAGAGGGAGCAGGCCUCAAAGAAUGCCAGCGGCGUAACCCCAGCGGUGGCGGGGGAAGCGAGGCCAUUAAACCAGGCCGUGCCACAAAAGGCUCCUGCUGCUCCAGCCGCCGAGCAAUUAUGCAGAAACCCGAACAACAGAUCCUUCAGAGGGAAACUAAUGAACAGUAAGAAACUGUCCUCCAACUGUUUCAAGGGUGAAGCCUAUCCGUCUCCUGAGAUCUUGCAGCACGGCGGCGGUGUUGGCGUUGGCGUUGUUGUCAGCAUGGCCGCAAGCACCGGCGUGGGCCUCCUGCCCAAGAAAAGGAACCGAAAAGGGAAAGCGGCCGUCUUCCGAGCAGCUAAAAAUAGCUCUCACCUGGGCCCUGCCUUGCUUCUCCCAUCCAGGGAGAGGCCAGGGGUUGCAAAUGCAACGGCAGGAGGAGGAGGGAAAGUGGAAGAGGAACAAAGGGAAGGGAAGAAGCAGAAGGCCGAAGACAAAGCCUUUGGAAACGGUGGCGAGGCUUCCGAAGGGAGAUCCUCGCAGGCCCAAACCAGAGGGCAGAAGCAGCGAGCCAACCACUCCAGCUACAACGGCUACACCAAGCGGCAAAGGAAGCAUCUCAAUCGUCAGAAGGCUCCAAACGUGCCUUCGAGGUGCAAGAGCCGGGCCAAACGGCGGCACCAGCAGCAGGCACCUCUGCUGAGUCCUGCCGAGCCCGAAAUCCGGCUCAAGUACGUAUCAUGCAAGCGGCUGCGGACGGACAGCCGGGCCCCACCGUUCUCCCCUUAUGUCCGGGUGGAGAAACAGGGCGAGUUUGUCACCGCUUGUACCGUAGUCAACUUCUCCGCCGAUGAGAGCAGACUCCACAACGAACAGCACACUUCUUCUUUUUUGGCAUUGUCCGCCCAGGCGGCCACCUCCUUACAGCCCAGGGCCACCCUUCCCCUGUCAUCCACAAUGCACCUCGGCCCGGUGGUCUCCAAGACUCUCAAUGCCACCUGCUUGGUCUGCUGCCUGUGCCGGAACCCGGCCAACUACAAAGACCAAGGGGACCUCUGCGGGCCGUAUUACCCUGAGGACUGCUUGCCGAAAAAGAAGUCGAGGCUGAAAGAGAAGAUCAAGGUGGAGGGGCUGAGCGAAGAGCCGCCCUCCCUGUCCCACCUCAAAGCGCCAGCGGAUAAUAACUGCUCGUUGUCCUCGUCGGGCGGGAAGUCACCAAGGUUGGACACUGGGGCUGAGUCGGCCAAACAGAGCACGCUCCGCUCGAGUUCGAGGGGGAUGUUUAGGAAACUACAAAGCUGCUACUGCUGCGAUGAGAGGACAGAGGGAGAGGAAACAGCAGCAGCCACCGCCACCGAAAAACCCCGGCGGCACGAAUGCAGCAAAGCAGAGUUGCCCCUUCCGGACCCCGCCAGUGACACGCAGGAGCACUGGGUUCAUGAGGCCUGCGCUAUAUGGACAACGGGUGUUUACCUGGUGGCGGGGAAGCUCUAUGGACUUCAGGAGGCUAUAAAGAUGGCUACCAAUUUGAGAUGUUCCAGUUGUCAGCAAAUCGGAGCCACUGUCGGCUGUUGUCACAAAGGGUGCGCCCAAACCUUUCACUACACAUGUGCCAUUGAUACAGGUUGUUUGUUAACCGAAGAGACCUUCUCACUCAACUGCCCCAGACAUAAGAAGCAGCCCUUAUAAUGCACCGAGUACGAAGGGGAACACCGUCAUCUCCGCCAAAGUCUCAGCUCCGGGGAGAAGGGAAGCGGGGGGGAUUUUGAACCCCAAACCCUGUCAACGGGCAGCGGCUGCCACCCAAAAGGACUCCUCUAUGGGAGCGGCAAAGAGAAUGUAACCCAGCCGUCUUGCUCUCCGAAAACUACGCUUCCCCUCCCCAUUAUUUUUUUUUUUAAUUUUGCAAUAGUACUUCUACUGUGAAAAGACCUGGCCCUGGCCUCCGGAAUCUGCCUUUGCUGAGGCCACUCUGCUGCCAUCCCAUCAGAUCCUGAACCGGAUCCCGGAAACCCUACUCAAUCCAGCACAGGACUUUGGCUCCAAAAAGCCCUCCUCCUCCCAGGUUGGUGCGAACCCGUCCAGAUCCAGGUUUUUCCGCCUUCUCUGGAUGCAACCCGGGUCCAGUGGCAAUGAGGAGAAGAAGAAACUCCAGUUCCGAGUUUUGACUCCUCCCUUCUCCCUUCCUUCACUUAGGAGCUGUAAACCAAUACUGAGAAGCUCAGAUCGUCUACGGCUGCUGGCAAAACCUGGCCUGGAAUUUAUUGUUGUUUUUUUUCCUGGAGCGAAUCCCGAAGAUCUGCGGAUUCCUAAAGGCCCUUAGUUUGGAAACUUGACAUCCUGUGGCCGGAUUUUAGGCACAUGACAGAGCCCGAGUCCCCCAUCAAUACCAAUCUCACAGGACCCAAUACCAGACUCUCUUUCCGGGCCCCAGAGAGGAGUGGGGCCCAGGGCCGGAGCCCGGUAGAAGCGCAGCCGUGGGCCGCUGUCCUCGCUCACGUCUCGCGUCGUCGUUUUUUGCCGAUCUGAUCUAUUUUUGCCUUCAGCAGACCUCAUGGUGCGUGUGCGUGUAUGUGUGUUUUUUCUGUAUAUAUAUGUGAUCCGCGUGUAAAACAAACAAACAAAAAAAAACGGAAACAAAAAAGCACCCCGACGUUUUUUGGGAAACAAA
This is a messenger RNA of Anolis sagrei ordinatus, 7458 nucleotides long. Its product is annotated as retinoic acid-induced protein 1. Gene Ontology annotation, cellular component: nucleus. The record is from RefSeq and is a predicted model, not a curated record. Gene Ontology annotation, biological process: regulation of transcription by RNA polymerase II; circadian regulation of gene expression. Lineage: Eukaryota; Metazoa; Chordata; Lepidosauria; Squamata; Anolidae.